GAAAAUGGGGAGGACCGAAACGUAUGGGCCAGGGACUCAGGGUCGCAUAGGGUUAGGGUUUUCUUCUUCGCUUCUCUGUUUGCAGCCUUCGCCUCUGCCCCCUUGCCUCCUGUGGUGGCUGUCGUCUGUUUGCUUCAAGCCGCCGGCUGUCGCUAGCCUGGUCGCCGGUCUCCAGCAGUGGCCUCUUACCCUCUCGCCCUCUCCUGAGUCUGCGCUGCUCUGCGCCGCGGCUGCCGCACUGCUCGCCGGAGCUGCUACUCUGCACCUACUCUAGCCACUCAUUCAGACCCCAAGAUCUUGUCCCACUGGGUUAAAUUUCCUGUUUCAAGAACCACUAGAUUUUCAGGACUGGAGUACGUUCUGUACCAGCAACGUACUCCAGCUCAGAUACCAUGGGAGUAGAACUAGCAACUGAAAAGGAAGGAUUUCAUGAAAUGGAGGAUGUCAAUUUCAGUGAUUCUGAAUUAAUCUACCACGUAAGGGAUGCCCUUACCUCAGUCCGACAGGGUGAUAGGGACAGUUAUGAACAGCUGAUUGGGGUUAUGCACUAUACUGGACGUUUGGCCCCUGAUGAAGUGGCUCUGCUUGUGACAAGUUUAAAGGCAUUAUCUGGAGCAGUUUCAUAUAUUGAUAUUGUUCACCACGAGUCUCUUCUUUCUCGAAUUUUUGAAAUGAGCAUGUGGAAUUACGGAACUGAUGUGAUGGAUGCAUUAGUGGAACUAAUUAUAUCCUUGGCUGCUUCAAGUGGAAAAUAUGUUGAUUCUUGUUUGGAGAUGCUUGUAAGCAAUUUUAGGCCGCCUAAGUCAUUUCUAGAUUUACUGCAACAGCCGCGUGGUAUUGCAAGGAAGGACCAAGUUCUUUGUCGGGUGCAUUCAGCCCUAAAAGACAUUGCUGAUUUGGUGCCUCUUGCCCCUUUGCGACUUUUGCCAAUCAUUAUUCAAAGAGUGCCAAAUGUUUUUGAUAAGGAGCCCAUGAUCGUGAUAUAUGUGGAGAACAUGUUGAGAUUGGAAAGUGGUGCGAUUGGGGAACUUGUUGGGAGCUCAAUGCUUAUGGCAGUGGUGGAUAGGCUGAUAGAUUUGGAUGUCGAGAUUGGAUGGGAUGAUAUUUUACAGGACGACUCUAGUAAAGGCAUGUUUGAGAUGGAGCUGGAAGAUUUGGAUGAGACAGCAGAUGAUGCUGAUGAAGGCAUUGAGCUUUCAAGAGAGUAUUUAAAUCGGAAGAGUUUAAGGGGAAACUUAUUUGCUGACAAAUUAGACAGCUUGAUGGUGCUUACAUUUGAGCAUCUUAAAUCAUGUGAAGAUGGUGGCCGCUUGACAAAGGUAUUUGAAUCUCUCCUUCAGUCAUUUCAAAUGACUGUUCUGAAUGCAUACAAGUCAAAAUUUGCUCAGUUUGUAAUGUUUUAUGCAUGUUCGUUGGACCCAGAAAAUUGUGGUGUGAGAUUUGCCUCAACACUUGCAGACAUUUUUGUUUACAGUGCAUGUUCGCCGCUUACCAGGAUGAGUGCUGUUGCUUAUCUUGCUAGUUAUUUGUCUCGUGGGAAGUUUCUAUCAGCUUCUUUGGUUGCUAACAUGUUGAAAAGGCUUGUAGAUUGGUGUCUGGAAUAUUGCCAAAGUCUGGACAGUGAUGUCAAUCCAACAGCUCACAAAGUUUUUUACUCUGGAUGCCAGGCCAUAAUGUAUGUGCUCUGCUUUCGAAUGAGAUCAAUGAUGGAUGUUCCUCAUCUCAAAUCACAGCUUCUCCUCAUGCCCAUAGAGUCUAUCUUGAAGCAUCCGCUGAAUCCAUUGAAGGUGUGCCUGCCAUCUAUAGUACAGGAAUUUCUCCGACAGGCGAAGGCAGCUCGACUAUUUACUGUGUCUGAGACCUUUGUCUUUAAUGACCUGUUGGAGUCUGAGCUUUCUAGGGCUUUUGGUGGGAUGGAAAGGCUUGACAUGUUCUUCCCAUUUGAUCCAUGUCUGCUGAAAAAAUGUGACAGAUUCAUCCGUCCAAAUUUUGUGUACUGGUCAAUGGUUAGAACAACUUAUGCUGACGAAGAAGGUAGCAGCGAUGAAGAAGAUGAUGAUGACAGCAUCGAUGAGAAUGGAAAGAACCUUGUGGAAGAUGACUUUGCUAGGAGUUUUGAAGAGCAAGAUAUUGAUAUCAAUGAAUUUGACUGUUCUUUGGAUAAAAUGUCAAUUACACCCAGGAAUUCUUUGAAAUACAGGUUUGGGGGUGAAGUAAAGGCAGCCAGGCAAAUGCCCUCCAGAAUCCGACCCUCUACGAGUCCAGAGUCGUUGUAGUUACUAUUAGCUGCCUUUUGCGUUUAUAGUAGAUGACAGGGUGUGGACGAGAGAUCUUUCUUGUACCAACAGGCAAGUAUACUGGAUUUUUCCCGCCAAAGAAUGCAGCAGGGAGGGGUCGGCAUGCUUCCUUUGUUGGGUUGGUUAACUUGGUUCUGUAAGCGAGUCAUUGAGCUAAGCCCAAAAAAGGAAGGAUAGGAGAAGUUUGUAGGAUUUAUCCAAUUCUCUUUUGUUUUGGGGUGGGGUUGUGUUCUGAAACUUUGCCUCCAUGCAAAUCAGUGUAGAAAAUUGAUGAGUUGAUACGAGUUUUCAUGUGCAACAUUCUGUAUUUGUCUAUAUAAGUUGAUAUAAGUGUUUUU
Molecule: messenger RNA, 2635 nt
Organism: Malania oleifera
Lineage: Eukaryota; Viridiplantae; Streptophyta; Magnoliopsida; Santalales; Ximeniaceae
Exons: 16
Coding region: 393-2276 (627 amino acids)
Biological process (GO): transcription initiation at RNA polymerase I promoter
Cellular component (GO): nucleus
Molecular function (GO): RNA polymerase I general transcription initiation factor activity; RNA polymerase I core binding
Source: RefSeq, a predicted model, not a curated record